UUAUCUGACUUCAAACCACGGCUAUUGAUACACUUAUGAUAUAGGUUCUACUUUUUAAUACUUAUUAUAAAAUUGUCACAUUUUUCAGAUUUUUAAUUUUGCUAAAACAAAAAAACUGUUUGUUAGAUUUAAAUAGCAAGUACAUCAAUAUACAUUGAAAGAAACUAUUUAUUUUGUAAAUGAAUAAUAUUUUAUCUUAAUUUAUUUCUCAUCAAUUUUUGUAUUUAGUUAAAAUGACUAAUAUUAGUAUUAAAUGUCAAAAAUGUCGAUUUGAAUUAGUAUCAAGUGAGAGUUCAUCGAUUCUUGAUUGCCACGAAAAGCAAAUUCAAAAUACAGCUAGAGUUACAUAUAGUUGUAACGAUAACGUAAUGGAAAAUAAUUGGUAUAUAUCAUCUACUACUUUACCUGAAUGGAUAAAUGCAGCUGUCGAAGAAGAUGAUUGGCAAAAGGGUAAAUUGAGUUGUCCAAAUUGCAAUUUAAGAGUUGGUUCUUUUGACUUUGUUGGUGGUAUGAAAUGUCCAUGUAAAAAAUAUGUAUUACCUCAAAUCCAUGUAGUUAAAAGUAAAGUAGAUAUUUAUUUUCGAUAAAAAUUGUUUACUCAUCUUCUAUUAAAAAUACGUAUGAUUUAUUGAUUUUUGUUAAUACAUAAAGAGUGUAAUCUUAUUCCAAUAUACUACAACAACAAUUAAAAUGUUUUAUUGAUUGUUUAGAAUUUUAUAUUUGCACCUGUACAAUCAGAUUUCCACUCUAAAUAAAUUUGAAUUUUUGGUAA
Messenger RNA from Myzus persicae (green peach aphid), 772 nucleotides. Its product is annotated as E3 ubiquitin-protein ligase RNF180-like. Gene Ontology annotation, cellular component: endoplasmic reticulum membrane. The record is from RefSeq and is a predicted model, not a curated record. Gene Ontology annotation, molecular function: ubiquitin protein ligase activity; ubiquitin conjugating enzyme binding. NCBI's taxonomy places the organism in Eukaryota, Metazoa, Arthropoda, Insecta, Hemiptera, Aphididae. The transcript has 2 exons. Gene Ontology annotation, biological process: serotonin metabolic process; norepinephrine metabolic process; protein polyubiquitination. The coding region runs from base 234 to 587 and encodes 117 amino acids.